Molecule: messenger RNA, 1701 nt
Organism: Solanum verrucosum
Lineage: Eukaryota; Viridiplantae; Streptophyta; Magnoliopsida; Solanales; Solanaceae
Exons: 3
Coding region: 1-1701 (566 amino acids)
Molecular function (GO): zinc ion binding
Source: RefSeq, a predicted model, not a curated record
AUGAAUAUUCUAGAUGAUGAGAUUGGACAUGAUGUGGAGGAGGACCAGACACCUACACUUAUUGUUGAUGUAGGGGACAGUUCUCAGUUAAAACAGUUGAACAAUCUUCAAUAUGAUGAGACAGGUUUUUACAUAGGAAUGACAUUCAAGAACAAAGACGAACUAGUCACUUCAUUGCAUAUUGCUUGCUUGAAAAAAGAUUUCAGACUUGCAAAGGUGAUUAAUUCGCGUAGUGUGUAUUGUUUUAAAUGCGCAUAUCCAGAGUGCAAGUGGUGGUUGAGGGCUGUGAAAUUCAAAAGUUCUGACAGAUUUUGUAUUAAAAUUUAUAAAAAGUAUCACACAUGUGGUUCAGAGCAUAUUACGAGUCAUAAUCCACAUGCCACAGCAAAAGUCCUUGGUAAAUACUUCAAAAAUAGCUUUCCUAAUGGUAAAGGUCCAUCUACAAGAGAUAUGACCAAUAAACUCCGUACAGAAUUGGGUUGUAAGGUUGAUGAAAAUGGAAAGUUCAAGUACUUUUUUGUAGCAUAUGCGGCUUGGAUUCAAGGUUUUCAACAAUUGAGAAAAGUCAUAGCCGUUGAUGGGACAUUCUUGAAGAGCAAGUAUGAAGGAGUUUUACUAUCGGCGGUGGCGCAAGAUGCAGAGAAUCAUAUUUUUCCAGUGGCUUUUUGUGUAGUGGAUAAAGAAUGUGAUGCCUCAUAUCAAUAUUUUUUUGAACAAAUGAGAAGUUAUGUAGAUUAUACCGAUGAGCUGUGUAUAAUUUCUGAUAGGCAUUCAAGUAUUCGAAAGAUGGUUCCAAUUGUGUAUCCAUCAGCUCAUUAUGGUUGUUGCAUGAGGCACCUUGGAGAAAAUAUUCGAAACAAUUUUCACAAUGCAAAGGUCGUAUCUCAUUUUUAUAAUGCAGCGAAAGCGUACAAUAAAGUUGAGUUCUAUGACCAUUUCAAUCAAAUAAGGGAUAUGGUACCCAAAGUAGCCGAACAUCUCGAAUCAAUUGGAUUUCAUAGAUGGAGCAGGGCAUUUUGCCCGGGAAAUAGGUAUAAUAUUAUGACCUCAAACAUUGCUGAAUCCGUGAAUGCAAUGUUUGAAGUUGAAAGAGAAUUUCCUAUCAUCGCUUUGUUUGACGAAAUAAAUAUGAGAUUUGCAAAAUUAUUUCACGAAAGGCGUAUGGAGUUGGUCAACUCACCAAACAUAUUUGUUCCUUCAAUGGAAAAACAAAUAUCAAAGAAUAUCAAUUUGGGAAAUAAGUUAUUGGCCCAUCAAAUAGCCAAUUACAAGUUUAGUAUCAACGGUCAUGGUGAUGUUGCCACGAUCGAUCUUCAAAGAAGAAUGUGCACAUGUAGAGUUUUUGACUUGGACAAAAUACCUUGUCCACAUGCUAUGGCAGUGCUUCGAUCCCAAUAUGGUGCACAUUUUGGAAAUCAGAUCUAUGAGUACUCGUCUUCAUAUUAUUCGGUGGAAAAAUACAUAAUUGAAUAUUGUGAGGAAAUUAAUCCGGUGCCUCCUAAAGAUUCUUGGAUUGUUCCUUUGGAGAUAUUGGAGAGAGAAAUACCUCAUCCAUAUGUUGACCCAAGCAAACCGGGAAGAAGGCGAACAAAGAGGAGGCGUGGAGUCGGGGAAUCAUUUCCAACAAGAAAAAAUAAGUGUUUAAUAUGUAAAAAUAUUGGACACAAGAGAACAACAUGCCCGGUUCGAAAUGCUUCAUAA